Molecule: messenger RNA, 567 nt
Organism: Emiliania huxleyi CCMP1516
Lineage: Eukaryota; Haptophyta; Isochrysidales; Noelaerhabdaceae
Exons: 2
Coding region: 1-567 (188 amino acids)
Source: RefSeq, a predicted model, not a curated record
AUGCAAACGUCGUCCGUGCGCGCUGAGAUCGACGAGAGCUGCGAGACGCUCAUCUGGAUCACCACGGGCAUCUUCCUCAUCAGCAUCUUCCUCAGCAUACUACGGCCCGAGCCGACGCUUGCCGUCUGCCUCUUUGGAUUUUACGGAGCACAUACGCACUCAAAGGGCGCGGUGCGCGCCUUCUGGGUCUACCUGCUUGUGUCGGUGCUGAUUGACGCGCUGUGGCUGUACCAAUACUCCGCGCUGCAGCCCUUCACGUGGGAGCAGAUGCAGCAGAUGACGCGGCGCGAGCAGGUCGCCGUGGCGCUCACCGCGGUCAACGUGCUCUACAAGCUCGUCGUGGUCGGCGUGAGCGUGCGGCUGCAGAUGCUGCUGGGCGCCUUUGAGGCGGCAGAGCUGCAGGGCGACCGGCCGGGAGACACCUCGGCCGCGGGCGGCACUUCGAACGGCGGGCGCGCGGCCUCGGGCAGCCUCGCCGCGCAGGCGCGCCAACCCGCCCGCCCGCCCGCGGCCGGGGCUCCUCCCACCACCUCCUCACUCUCGCAGGAUGCUUCCGCAAAGGUUUGA